AUGCCGGCGCUGAAGUUUGUUAGAUCUGUCUGGGAAUCAUUCCGAGCCAACUCCGGCCUGGAGCCAAGACUACUAGACGGUCUACGAGUGACCUCGGCAGUCCCAGGACGCGUCAAGUUUGAGCUAGACAUCCAGAAGGAACAUACAAACCGGCUGAACAUCCUCCAUGGCGGCACCAUAGCUAGCAUGGUCGACCUCGGCGGCUCUCUAGCAGUAGCCUCGCGCGGCCUUUUCGCAACCGGCGUAUCCACCGACCUGAAUGUAACCUACCUCUCUUCUGGCGGCAAAAUCGGAGAUCUGAUCAAAGCUGAAGUAACGUUCGGCAAAACCCUUGCAUUUACGUCAAUCAACUUCAGCAACAGCAAAGGCGAAGUUUUCGCUAGAGGUAGCCAUACCAAGUACGUUGCAUUGGCUUGGAAAGAUCCCAACAAUAUCGUUGAGGAACUGAGUCCGAAACCCGAGAAGAAGGAGUAG
Alternaria atra is the source of this 474-nucleotide messenger RNA. RefSeq lists its product as uncharacterized. Lineage: Eukaryota; Fungi; Ascomycota; Dothideomycetes; Pleosporales; Pleosporaceae. The record is from RefSeq and is a predicted model, not a curated record. The coding region runs from base 1 to 474 and encodes 157 amino acids. Gene Ontology annotation, molecular function: fatty acyl-CoA hydrolase activity. The transcript has 7 exons.